Megachile rotundata (alfalfa leafcutting bee) is the source of this 5113-nucleotide messenger RNA. RefSeq lists its product as uncharacterized. NCBI's taxonomy places the organism in Eukaryota, Metazoa, Arthropoda, Insecta, Hymenoptera, Megachilidae. Gene Ontology annotation, molecular function: G protein-coupled receptor activity; phosphatidylcholine binding. The record is from RefSeq and is a predicted model, not a curated record. Gene Ontology annotation, biological process: regulation of metabolic process; adenylate cyclase-activating G protein-coupled receptor signaling pathway. Gene Ontology annotation, cellular component: membrane.
UCAACGUCGUACGCGUUCAUCCAAUGAUUUUAAAUUUCUCGUGAUUUUUUCUCGUGAAACAAUCGUGACAGGAAACUUUUCCCCCGUAUUUUGACAGUUUUUUCUUCCACUUGGAAACGGACUAUCUUCAAUUUUCUCCAUUCGAAAACUUGGCUUGUGGAACGACUGAACGAAAUCUUGGGCAAGGAAGCGAAGAGGCAAAGGUGAGGAAGGCUGUGGUCUUCUAGCGAAACUUUGGGCGAAGAAAACGGGCCAAGGUUGAACUAGGCUGAGGAAUUUCCGGCUUCUAAACCGAUGAGCGGUUGUUUGAAACUACUGGUUGCUUUGCGUGCAGUUUAUCGUCGUUUGUAAUAGCAAACGCGAGGUGGAUGUCGAACUUUACUAUGGCAGUGGACAGCCUUUGUGGAGACACGAAAGUUCCAGAGCGUUCUCCCAUCGACGUGAGGAAGGAACCCAAGGCACAUCGAAAUUACCAUUCUACCGUCGACUAAUUGCAAUUUCACGGAAUUUCCGUCACCCCGGUCGGACGCGUCAUGUCGUCCUACGAGGGACGCGUUUACGAGCGGAAUCUUACUUGAAGACGCCAAUUGGCAAAGGGGAUACACGCGGCUUUAGUAGCUCGCAAAUUAAAAUGUCAACGCCCGCCACGGAUCCAUUGCCUUCCACCGUUUCCGGGGAACUGACGACCACGCUUAUACCAACGGUAACCAAAAUCGAUACGCGACUGGACGCCAAUCCUAUCUCGGUGGUUUUGGCGGUAUCGAUAGUCUGCAUUUUAUCGCCGAUCACCGUCACCGGCAACUCCAUUAUCCUGGCCGCUUUCUAUAAGUACAAGAGGCUCAGGACUGCAUCCAAUUACUUGCUGGUCUCUUUGGCAGUCAGCGACUUUGGGGUCGGAGUGUUCAUGCCCAUUGGAAUGCAGCUGGAGCUAUCCGGCCUACCGGAAAAUGGCGUCUCCACGUUGUGCAUCAUACCGUACUGCAUUGUCAUCGCUCUGUGUAGCGUGAGCGUGUUGGUGACAGUAGCAAUUGCCGUCGAUCGGUUGACAUCAUUAGCACAACCUCUCAGAUACAAGAACAUCAUUACUCAUAGCAGCAUUGAGAAAUAUAUCGCUGUGUUCUGGAUCUAUGCGAUCGCCGUUGGCCUCUCGCCAUUGAUAUACGCUGAGGUGACUGGAGAAACGGAACAGUACAGCGGCAAUUGUAGAUUCGGGGCGGCGGUGCUACCACCGGUGAGGGUGUUCCUGGUGGUCGCAGUAUGGGCACCCAGUGCUCUUGUCCUCCUCUGUUGUUACAUGUACGUGUACCUGGUAGCACGUGCACACGCACGUGCCAUUUAUACGGUCGAGUUGUCGUUCAGGCAUCAAACGCAGACCCUGCCAUUGCCACGUUACGGGCAAACAUUGGCAGUCACCGUCGGGGCAUUUCUCAUUCUUUGGCUUCCCUUUCAGACCUGCAUGCUGCUAGACAUCUUCUGCGGCACCAAUAUCCUGUCCGAAUGGACAGUGGUGUGGCUAGGUCUGCCCAUCAUGGCUCACAGCGGCGUAAACCCGUGGAUUUACGCGUUCCACCACGGUGAAAUGCGAGUGGCGGCAGGAAAAAUUACCGAGAAGCUAGUGGCGCUAUUCGGUGUGACACCCAGCCGUUACGGUUGUUCUCCAAUGAGGAGAGGUUCGAACACGAACCUGGAAUUAGCGGAGGUGAACAACAGCAACGAUGGACGGCGACAUCCGGUGGAGGAUUGUUUCGCUGCCAAACAGAACAGCGUUCUGUACGCUAGCAGAAGGUGUCUGGAUGUAUCCGCAAAACAUACGGACAUCUCUCCAGAGAGGAACAUGGAUCGCACUUCUUCAGGCAUCAAACAGACGGACAUUGUCGAGGAGGACAUACAUGAUCUGACGAAGAUGCUGGAUCUGAAGUACAUAAUCGAUCGGAACCACAUGAUCGACUCGAACCACAACAUCGACAAGAUUAAGAAUAUUAAAUAUUUGCUGGAUCCAACGUUCAAUAAGAUUCGACACCUCCGGAGGUUGAACCGUAAAAGGCUGACUAGCAAGAACUUCUCUAAACCGUCAGAGCCGAAGUUCAUCUCGUAUCAGAAUUUGAAGAGUGAUGGCGUGUUAAAGGCGACGUCGCUGAACACCUUGUCUGAUCCGGUGCUAAGCGCGGACAGCCCCAUGGUGCACGCCAAGGACUUCCACGACACCCUUAGCCCCAUGACCAGCAAGCGGAGGAACUCGAACCUGUGCUCCAUGUCGGAUUCCAACAUCAAAGCGGCGACCGGUUUGUCGUCCGAGGUGAAUCUGAGGAUACCCAGCGAGAGGGACGUUGUGGACACCCACAGGUACUCCGUACAGAACUUGGAUCACAACAGGUACGAGGGAGGGCUGGCCAAACAGGUGAUGCUGUCCAGGCAGCUGGAGAAUCACAGGAGGUUCCAGAUACACCCUCGUCCUCGACUGAAGAUCAAUAAUAAUAGUCCGGAUCUGAACUUAUGGCUUCAGAACAGUUACACGUCGCCGUCGACACCCGACAGUGCGAAGUCGAGCCUGUUGAACAGUCCCAGACAGAAAACGUCGCCUAAGCAUAUGACGAUUAUCUCGAACAAGCUUGCUAAUUUAGGCAACCCGGUCGACGCGAGGAUGGAUCCUUCGAGGAUGCUGCAGAUACGAAGGAACAUGGAGAUACUGAAACAUUCCGAGUCGAUCAAUACCAUCGAACCGAUGACUCACUCGAGACUGCUAGAGCCUUACAAGGUGAUGGAGACUCUGACGGUGCCCACGAUACACUCGGAGCCACCGAGUCCCAUAGAUCCUCUGCCUCUGGCCUCCCUCGAAGAGGAGGACAGCAGGAGCACCGAGACGUCGAAGCCCUUAGUCGAUCGAUCGAAGUCCCCGUUGGGCAACAGGAGAAGUCCGGUUCGACACUCGGACCCUGUGAUACCAUCCGUCUUGCUGAACAUCGAGGACUUCAGCGAGGAGGCCGAAAACACCAAAGAUAAAUCUAGUCAAGACAGUUCCUCGAACAAUCUGACCCCGGUGGGUCACGUGCUGGAUCCAACGUUCAAUAAGAUUCGACACCUCCGGAGGUUGAACCGUAAAAGGCUGACUAGCAAGAACUUCUCUAAACCGUCAGAGCCGAAGUUCAUCUCGUAUCAGAAUUUGAAGAGUGAUGGCGUGUUAAAGGCGACGUCGCUGAACACCUUGUCUGAUCCGGUGCUAAGCGCGGACAGCCCCAUGGUGCACGCCAAGGACUUCCACGACACCCUUAGCCCCAUGACCAGCAAGCGGAGGAACUCGAACCUGUGCUCCAUGUCGGAUUCCAACAUCAAAGCGGCGACCGGUUUGUCGUCCGAGGUGAAUCUGAGGAUACCCAGCGAGAGGGACGUUGUGGACACCCACAGGUACUCCGUACAGAACUUGGAUCACAACAGGUACGAGGGAGGGCUGGCCAAACAGGUGAUGCUGUCCAGGCAGCUGGAGAAUCACAGGAGGUUCCAGAUACACCCUCGUCCUCGACUGAAGAUCAAUAAUAAUAGUCCGGAUCUGAACUUAUGGCUUCAGAACAGUUACACGUCGCCGUCGACACCCGACAGUGCGAAGUCGAGCCUGUUGAACAGUCCCAGACAGAAAACGUCGCCUAAGCAUAUGACGAUUAUCUCGAACAAGCUUGCUAAUUUAGGCAACCCGGUCGACGCGAGGAUGGAUCCUUCGAGGAUGCUGCAGAUACGAAGGAACAUGGAGAUACUGAAACAUUCCGAGUCGAUCAAUACCAUCGAACCGAUGACUCACUCGAGACUGCUAGAGCCUUACAAGGUGAUGGAGACUCUGACGGUGCCCACGAUACACUCGGAGCCACCGAGUCCCAUAGAUCCUCUGCCUCUGGCCUCCCUCGAAGAGGAGGACAGCAGGAGCACCGAGACGUCGAAGCCCUUAGUCGAUCGAUCGAAGUCCCCGUUGGGCAACAGGAGAAGUCCGGUUCGACACUCGGACCCUGUGAUACCAUCCGUCUUGCUGAACAUCGAGGACUUCAGCGAGGAGGCCGAAAACACCAAAGAUAAAUCUAGUCAAGACAGUUCCUCGAACAAUCUGACCCCGGUGGGUCACGUGCCCAUGGAGCCCAUCGAUCUGUUCGAAGCGUUGCUGAAGAACACGGAGAGGUGUCGAGAGGGCAGACUGCCGGAGCCGAUCUUCGCCGAGCACGACUCCACGAGGUUCAGUUCCAGGAGACCGUCGGACUCGAAGUGGUCGGAGUCCUCCAGGAGUCAGGAAGUGCUGUCGAACGUGGUGACCGAACACCAGUCGUUCCCUUCGUCGUACUCUGUGAACAAUUUCCAAGUGUGCAACAGUGGCAGCGACCUGAACGACCUCACGUCCUUGGACCCCUUCAUGUGUCCCGACGCGUUGACCUCGUCCUUGAGGGAGUCCUUCUUCAGCGCCCCAUCCGUACCUGAUUCCGAGAUAUUCACGUCGUUCGAGGAGAACGACGAGUCCAUCUUCACGCCCGACUCAGAGCGCGAUAUGUCCCCGUACGACUCCAUGUCGACCAUAAACCCGAAGAAGUCGACCAUCGAGGCCGAGCUGCAGAGCAAGUCCACGGAAGCGGUCUUCAGGAACAGAUGCCUGUCGACCAGGUCCUGCACGAUCCUACGAUUGGAGCCGUCCUUACAUCGAAGUAGGUUGAGAGUCAAGACGGGUGCGGAUUAUAUUCUCAAGGACGCGUCCUUGAGGAAGAACCCACGUUUGGCUCCUCUGGCUAUACCCACGCCCACCGAUAUUUGUACACCCACGUUCGAGUUCGUCUCGGAGAUCAAAGGGGACAACGGUGUCGGGGUUCGGGUGUAGGUCUCUUCGGAAGAAGAGCUUUAGGAGGAAUUAUUAGGUCUGAAUGUUCCUUCGAUCAAUCGCCAAAGGACUGGUUCGGCGAACUCUUUUUAUGAUGUACACUCGGCAAUGUAGGCUUUCUUUGGAUGAGGAAUGGGGAAGGACGCGUUUCUGAUGAAUCUUGGAAUUUUUGAAUUCUCAGAUCUCUGAAUACUGAAAUGUAAUUUCUGUAUUUGGGAAUUGUGAAAUAAUUAGUGUUCCAAAUUUCUUGAAUUUCUGUGUUCAUAUUGU